UGCCCAUCUUGGCAGGUGCCCCACCGCGUCAUCAGGGCAGAGACUAAGCAGGACGAGGAGAACACAAACGUCGAACGCGCAACGCAGAACGAGGCUGAGCCAGGCAGUGACUUUGCAGCCUUUGCCUCUGCGACUAUCUUUACACCCGCCCUCUCACGUACCGCAGUCUCCUGCACACCACCACAGCCAUGAACAUCAUCAAGCUGCAGAGAAAGUACCCCCAGUUCGAACAGGGCGAGAUCUUCGGCCUGCAGGACGCUUUCCGCAAGCUCGACGUCGACGACAAGGGCUACCUCGACGAGGCGACAGUCAUCAAGGCCACCCAGCAGACAGAGCACCAGCCGUACGAUGUAGUGCGUCAGGCCCUGAAAGAGGUCGAGCUCGACAGCUCGCGGCGAGUAGAGCUGGACGACUACGUAGACCUCAUCUCCAAGCUGCGUCAGUCGUCGCCGGCGCAGCAGCGCAUGAGCACCGGCCCUACACGCCCGCGCGCAGUAUCCGGUGCUGCCGGCAGCGCGCCCUCAACCCCCAAGCACGCCUCGAAGCCUAGUAUCGGCACCGGAGGCGGCAGGAUUCAGGUGCAGGGCUCCUCCGCAAAUGUCACCCACACCAUCAACGAGGACGAGCGAACCGAGUUCACGCGCCACAUCAAUGCUGUCCUCGCCGGCGACCCAGAUAUUGGCGACCGCCUGCCCUUUCCCACUGACACCUUCGAGAUGUUUGACCAGUGCAAGGAUGGUCUCGUGCUGUCUAAGCUGAUCAACGACAGUGUACCAGACACAAUCGACGAGCGUGUUCUGAACAAGCCGGGCAAGAAGAUCAAGUCGCUGAACAACUUCCACUUCACUGAGAACAACAACAUUGUUAUUGAGUCGGCAAAGGGUAUCGGGUGUUCCGUUGUUAACAUUGGCAGUGGAGACAUUAUCGAGGUACGCGAGCAUCUCAUCCUGGGCUUGAUCUGGCAGGUCAUCAGGAGAGGUUUGCUCGGCAAAAUUGAUAUCAAGUUACACCCCGAGCUGUACAGACUGCUGGAUGACGAUGAGACACUCGAGCAGUUCCUGCGCCUUCCCCCGGAGCAGAUCCUCCUACGAUGGUUCAACUAUCACCUGAAGAAUGCAAAGUGGCAUAGAACCGUGACCAACUUCUCCACAGACGUGAAGGAUGGCGAGAACUACACCGUUUUGCUUAACCAAUUAGCGCCAGAGACCUGCUCUCGCUCGCCGCUUCAACAGAACGACCUACUUCAGCGCGCCGAGAUGGUCCUCCAGAACGCGGACGCUCUCGACUGCCGCAAAUUUUUGACACCGACAUCGCUCGUUGCUGGUAACCCCAAGCUCAAUCUUGCUUUCGUUGCCAAUCUGUUCAACACACAUCCUUGCUUGGACCCCAUCACCGAGGAAGAGAAAGCCGAGAUCGAGGACUUCGAUGCGGAGGGCGAGCGUGAAGCUCGUGUUUUCACACUCUGGCUGAACUCCUUGGAUGUCAAACCUGUUGUACAGUCCUUUUUCGAGGAUCUCAAAGACGGCACCGUUCUUCUCCAGGCGUACGACAAGGUCAUUCCCGGUAGUGUCAACUGGCGACACGUCAACAAGCCCCGAGAAGGUCAGGAAUUGAUGCGCUUCAAGGCUCUCGAAAACACCAACUACGCCGUUGAACUAGGAAAGUCUGUACAAUUCUCGCUCCCCGGCAUUCAGGGCGCCGACAUCACCGAUGGUCAGCGCACACUCACCCUUGGUCUUGUCUGGCAGCUGAUGCGCAAGGACAUUGUCUCGACGCUCAAGGGUCUCGCUCAGAAGCUCGGCAAGCGCGAAAUUUCGGACUCCGACAUGAUCAAGUGGUCGAACGACAUGGCCCGCAAGGGUGGUCAGGGCAGCCAGAUUCGCUCUUUCAAGGACUCGUCGCUCUCUAACGCCAAAUUCCUCCUCGACGUGCUUGCUGGUAUGAAGCCUGCGUACGUGGACUACGACCUCGUCUCACCGGGUCGCAACGACGAAGAGAGCUACCAGAACGCCAAGCUUGCCAUCUCGAUUGCACGAAAGAUGGGUGCGACCAUUUGGUUAGUGCCUGAGGAUAUUGUUGCCGUGCAGAGCCGCUUGAUCACUACCUUCAUCGGUAGCUUGAUGAACACUUAUGAGAAGAUGGGUGGGCAGUAGAUGUGACUUUGGCAGAAAAGAUCUGAUAGCGUUUGAUGCGAGAUAUCUUGCGGUACGAAAAGAGUUGAUCUUUAUGAGUAUUUGUCUAUAGCAAAAAGCCCUUUAUAGAGGGCGUCUCAAUGAAGGUAUAAUCCCUGA
Molecule: messenger RNA, 2291 nt
Organism: Didymella exigua CBS 183.55
Lineage: Eukaryota; Fungi; Ascomycota; Dothideomycetes; Pleosporales; Didymellaceae
Product: plastin-3
Exons: 3
Coding region: 189-2153 (654 amino acids)
Biological process (GO): actin filament bundle assembly; actin filament network formation
Cellular component (GO): actin filament bundle; actin filament; cytoplasm
Molecular function (GO): actin filament binding; calcium ion binding
Source: RefSeq, a predicted model, not a curated record